CGUCUUUCACAAAUCCUCCACAUUCUCUCAGUAUCACAGUUUUUCAUCCUCGCACAUUCUCGCUCCCUCCGUCUAUUUGAAACUCGUAGAAUGGCUCACUCAGGCAUUUCCGUUCUUAUGCUACUACUGACCGCAAUGUUGGUGAGCUGCACCAUAGCACAGUCUCCAGCGUCGUCCCCGAAGACAUCUCCGCCGGUCUCGUCUCCCACCUCUCCGGCAGUGACUCCUCCAGUUUCUGUUCCUUCUCCUCAGGCGGCUGCUCCAUCUCCGACUGCAGUUAACUCUCCUCCGUCGCCGUCUCCCGCGUCCUCCGAAGCUCCGGCGAGCCCUUCCUCAUCGAUCUCUCCACCGUCCGAAGCACGGGGACCGGCCGUGAGCGGUGCCGUUUCCAACCGUCUCGCACUCGCUGGAUCUGUGGCUCUAGCGGUAUCCGCUGGGUUUUUGAUGAUCUAGAUGUGAUAGAGCUGCUCGGACUAUUUUACCAUGAGGCUUACAGAUCCUUAUUUAUUUUUUUAUGUACUUAAUAAUAUUCAUUUCGGCUGUUUAAUUUAGGACAUAUAAAUUUCUUGUUA
Molecule: messenger RNA, 572 nt
Organism: Juglans microcarpa x Juglans regia
Lineage: Eukaryota; Viridiplantae; Streptophyta; Magnoliopsida; Fagales; Juglandaceae
Product: classical arabinogalactan protein 1-like
Exons: 1
Coding region: 91-453 (120 amino acids)
Source: RefSeq, a predicted model, not a curated record